Molecule: messenger RNA, 1158 nt
Organism: Lolium perenne
Lineage: Eukaryota; Viridiplantae; Streptophyta; Magnoliopsida; Poales; Poaceae
Product: RING-H2 finger protein ATL39-like
Source: RefSeq, a predicted model, not a curated record
AAGGAGCUCGCUGAGUGAUGAUCGCCUUUACUGCGCGCCCACUCGACCUGCCGUUGCAUUCAAGCCUCACACCCAUCCAGGCUCCGGCGCUUUAUAUACGGCCCUGCGCGCCGUCUUGUUUUGCCUCAGCACAGACCCGACCCCAGCAAGAAGCAACAUACGCCGGCGUCCGGCCUCGCUUGCUUGCUCCGCCGGCUACAGUACAGAACCUGCAGCGGCUUUUGUUGCUGGGAUCCGACGCCGGCCGGCAAGGCAACCGAUCGAGAUCGAAGCCAUUUUCGUGGAGGUGCGCGAGCGAGGAGUUGGUCUUCACCAUGAACGCGCCGACGUCGUGGCUGUUCACGGAUACGUCCAGGUACAGCACCCGCUCCAGGCUGCUCUUCAUCGGCCUCUCCUUCGCCAUCGGCAUCGCCACCUUCCUCCUCUACCUCGCCGUCUGGUACGCCUGCCGCAGCCGCCGCAACCAGCUCCAGAACGCCGAGCGAGCGGACGAUCUGGAGGCCGGCGCCGCGUCGCCGGAGCCCGAGUGCCGCGGCAUGACCGACACCGCCAUCGCCGCUCUCCCCACGUUCAAGUACGAGGUCCCCGCCGUCGUCCCAGGGGCAGUUGCCGACGACGACGCGCAGGAGGCGCCGACGGCGGCGGACUGCGCGGUGUGCCUGGGCCAGGUGGAGGCCGGCGAGACGGUGCGGCGGCUCCCCAAGUGCGCGCAUUUGUUCCACGCCGAGUGCGUCGACGCCUGGCUGCGCGCGCACUGCACUUGCCCCAUGUGCCGCGCCCCCGUCGGCCCGCCUUCCGCUGCCGCCUCCAAGAAGGACGGCACCCCGCCGGCGGAAGCGCCAGCGGCGGCGACGGCGACGGCGGUGGCGCUGCCACCUGUCUAGGCUCGCGCGCCUAGCUUCAUGGGGAAGAGUGUACUGAGCCAUUCCAUGAUUGAAGAAUUAAUAGCUACGUACAGCGAUCGGUCGACGAUCGACUAUACGAAGCUAGCUAGAGGAACGUAGCCUAGGAGUAGGACGAUGUACGUAGAGGCCUAAUUAUUCGAGGACAUUUGUUUGGUUCGUACUAGUAUAUACGUACGUGUACAGGAGUAUCUGUGACGUCGAUUGUUCUUGUUGUAUUUGUACUUGUAGGCGUAGCUAUUCUGAUUUUUUUUUU